Molecule: messenger RNA, 1532 nt
Organism: Anopheles funestus (African malaria mosquito)
Lineage: Eukaryota; Metazoa; Arthropoda; Insecta; Diptera; Culicidae
Product: transmembrane protein 135-like
Exons: 4
Coding region: 1-1224 (407 amino acids)
Source: RefSeq, a predicted model, not a curated record
AUGGUGUCAUCAAGUAAGCUGUUCGAUCGUGUUGCGGCCGGCCGGAACUGCCGUGACCUUUGGCAUCCACGGUUCGCCAGCUGCCUCCGGUACAAUGUGCACUUCUGGCGCACUAUAAUGCCGGGCAGCUUCAAGCUGUACAUUCCGCUGCUAGUGCUACCGCCACUGGUGAAACUAAACGAUGUUACGGUACGAUAUCUGGUCGAGCACACGCUACAGUACGUGUACAUUUCACUCUGCACCUACAUACAGGCGGCCCUGUCCCUUUCGGCCCAAUGUGUACUACACAACUUACUGGGCCGGCUCAACUACUGGUGUGUGAUGUUCUGGCCCUGCUUACUUGGUGUUGCGAUUGGACCACCCUUACCCAAGCAACUGCUGCGUCUUCAAGCAAUCACCUUCUUCAACAUGAGCCUGGAAGCAGCAGUCCGUAAGAGUACUACGCCUGCCAUACAGUUUGCACGUCGCUCCAAAACGCUAGCCACGCUUACCUUUAUGGCGUUCAGCUCCAUUAUUCUUACCUGUCUGCGUAGCGGUGUUGUGAAACAGUUCUGGCUCGUCAAUCCACUCCAGGACGCUCCACUCUCAAGCAAACCGACCGACAGUGUUUGCAGUCAUGCUGGCAGAUGCUGGCAGUAUCUUGCAGACGGCAUGCUCAAGUACGGCAUGGUUGGCGUCAUCCUCGAGGCGGGACGUGCCGUACUGCGCAAAUCCACCUUGCUCGCACAAAAUCCACUAGCGAUAUUUGGGCACGAAUUCCGCGCUGCCUGCAAUCUUAAGCUGGGCAUGUUUCUAGCGUGCUAUGUCGGUAUCUUUCGAGCCGUUUGUUGUCUGCUGGGACGUUUGAAUGCGCGGGAAGAAGUUGCACAUGCAGCGGUGGCUGGAUUUUUAGCUGGCGUUCCUUACUGUCUCUAUCCGACCUAUCAAAUCUAUACGCUCGGGUUAACCAAAGCCAUCGAGAUGGGUUGGGAGUACUGCGGUAAUAGAACACUGGCUGUCACCAAGCCGCAGGCGAGCAUUACCGGGAGUUUGCUACGGCAGUUACAUCGUCUCCCAAUGUUACGGCUCGUGCAAAUGUUUUCCUUCGGUUAUUUGGGGCACGUUUACGCAUUCUACCCACACGUAUCACCCAUCUUCCACCAGAAAGCGAUGGACGUUUGUUCCACCAAUCUAACGCUGGAUAUGAAACGUCGUAUCGCCACGUGGCUGUCGGAAGUUAUGUGACACGUGGGAUUAUGUGAUAGUUUUUUUUGGCUUUCCUAGCUUGCGGUGGAGGAAUAUUACCGUGUUUAUCUUUCUAUUUGGAUUUUACUCUAUCUCGCGUACAUAAAACUUUAAUUUCAUCUGUUAAUAUUUUAAAAAUUCAAAUUAAACUCGUUCGUAACGCUUCGUAACGGGGUUGUAAAAAGCUAACACAGGCUAAAGCUCACACACCGCUCAAGCUUACACGUGGUUGCUUUUGUGUUGACAGCUCCAUCUAGCGGAAAACAUCCGAACCAACGCACAAUUUGACAGCGAUUGUCAAACCAAAA